Paramecium octaurelia is the source of this 484-nucleotide messenger RNA. NCBI's taxonomy places the organism in Eukaryota, Ciliophora, Oligohymenophorea, Peniculida, Parameciidae. The record is from the annotation of a GenBank genome assembly.
AUGCUUAAUAAUUAAAUUCUAUUAAUUUAUUUAUUCAGUAUUGUCAACCCUUACCAUUCUUAUAAUGAGUUUUUUUAUAAGAUAAUCAAAUCAAAUAUAUCGAUUCUAAAGGGUAACUGCUUUUAUUACCUAGUUUCUCCUUAUCAUGUUUUUGAUGACGCCUAAUCUUAUCAUAAAUGUUUCUACUUUAUGGAGUAUGUAUUUAUCAUAUUUUAGAAUAAACUUGCAAUCAGGUAUUUGCAAAGCUGCAAUAAUCUUUGCAGCAAUAUCAUAGUUUAGCAAGUGCUAUUAGAACCACUUAUAAGUUUUGGAAGAAUAAUCAUUUAUAAAAAAUAGCCAGACGUAUAAAAAUUUGAAACCCAAUCCUGUGUUCCAUUUAUUGCACAGUUUUGUAAUUCAUAAUAGAUUUGUCAAAGAUUUUACAAAAUUUGGGNAAUUAUAGACACAUGAUCACAGUAAUUGUUACAUAUUGGGGUUAUUAUGA